Messenger RNA from Propithecus coquereli (Coquerel's sifaka), 1807 nucleotides. RefSeq names its product neuralized E3 ubiquitin protein ligase 1B (gene NEURL1B). Lineage: Eukaryota; Metazoa; Chordata; Mammalia; Primates; Indriidae. The record is from RefSeq and is a predicted model, not a curated record. The coding region runs from base 140 to 1807 and encodes 555 amino acids. The transcript has 5 exons. Gene Ontology annotation, molecular function: ubiquitin protein ligase activity. Gene Ontology annotation, biological process: ubiquitin-dependent endocytosis. Gene Ontology annotation, cellular component: early endosome.
CCCCAGCUGCCGCCCGCCGGCUCGCCCGUGCAGCGGCGAUGCCCCGAGCCUCGACCCCGGCCCGGGUCCCCGGCCCGCCGCGUAAUUAGCCUCCGCGCGCCUGGAGCGCGCCGCCGCCAACGCCGCGCCCGACGCAGCGAUGGGCAACACGGUGCACAGGACCCCGCCAGACUCGAGCCCGCCGGCGCGCCUGCUGGCCACCCGGCCGUGCUGCGGCCCCGGCCCGGAGCGGCGCCCGGUCCUGGGCGAGGCGCCGCGCUUCCACACGCAGGCCAAGGGCAAGAACGUGCGGCUGGACGGCCACUCGCGCCGGGCCACGCGGCGCAACAGCUUCUGCAACGGCGUCACGUUCACCCAGCGGCCCAUCCGGCUGUACGAGCAGGUGCGGCUGCGCCUGGUGGCCGUGCGCCCGGGCUGGAGCGGCGCGCUGCGCUUCGGCUUCACGGCGCACGACCCGUCGCUCAUGAGCGCCCAGGACAUCCCCAAGUACGCCUGCCCCGACCUGGUCACGCGGCCCGGCUACUGGGCCAAGGCGCUGCCCGAGAACCUGGCGCUGCGCGACACCGUGCUGGCCUACUGGGCGGACCGCCACGGCCGCGUCUUCUACAGCGUCAACGACGGCGAGCCGGUGCUCUUCCACUGCGGCGUGGCCGUGGGCGGCCCGCUCUGGGCGCUCAUCGACGUCUACGGCAUCACCGACGAGGUGCAGCUCCUCGAGAGCACCUUUGCCGACACGCUGCCGCCCACGCGCCUCAGCCAGGCCCGCUUCAGCGCCUGCCUGCCGCCCAGCAGCCACGACGCGGCCAACUUCGACAACAACGAGCUCGAGAACAACCAGGUGGUGGCCAAGCUGGGCCACCUGGCGCUGGGCCGCGCUCCAGGCCCGCCGCCCGCCGACGCCGCGGCCGCCGCCAUCCCGUGCGGGCCCCGCGACCGCCCGCGGCCCGCGUCGUCGCCGGUGCUGCUCGAGGCCGACCUGCGCUUCCACGCGACGCGCGGGCCCGACGUGAGCCUGUCCGCCGACCGCAAGGUGGCCUGCGCGCCGCGGCCCGACGGCGGCCGCACGCUCGUCUUCUCCGAGCGCCCGCUGCGGCCCGGCGAGAGCCUCUUCGUGGAGGUGGGCCGUCCGGGGCUGGCGGCGCCCGGCGCGCUGGCCUUCGGCAUCACGUCGUGCGACCCGGGCGGGCUGCGGCCGACCGAGCUGCCCGCCGACCCCGACGCGCUGCUCGACCGCAAGGAGUACUGGGUGGUGGCGCGCGCGGGGCCCGUGCGGAGCGGCGGCGACGCGCUCAGCUUCACGCUGCGGCCCGGCGGCGACGUGCUCCUGGCCGUCAACGGGCGCCCGCGCGGCCGCCUGCUGUGCGUCGACACCACGCAGGCGCUCUGGGCCUUCUUCGCCGUGCGCUGCGGCGCCGCGGGCCAGCUGCGCCUCCUCGGUACCCUGCAGUCCAGUCCCGCGACAACAACUCCAUCAGGGUCCCUCAGUGGCUCUCAAGACGACAGUGAUUCAGAUAUGACCUUCAGUGUCAACCAGUCCUCCUCGGCGUCUGAGUCAUCCCUGGUGACGGCGCCCAGCUCCCCGCUGAGCCCCCCGGUAUCCCCCGUGUUCUCCCCACCGGAACCGGCAGGCAGCAAGAACAGCGAGUGCACGGUGUGCUUCGAUGGUGAGGUGGACACGGUCAUCUACACAUGUGGACACAUGUGCCUGUGUCACAGCUGCGGCCUGCGGCUCAAGCGGCAGGCCCGGGCCUGCUGCCCCAUCUGCCGGCGGCCCAUCAAGGACGUCAUUAAGAUCUACAGGCCAUAG